AUGGUCCCGAGUUCUUGUGAUGAUUCUGACAUGUUGGUUCAGAGAGAACAUUGAAAGUUACGGCCUGGGCUGAUAAGAUGAGAUGGCUACGGCAAUCACCGCGACCAAGUAUGGUUGACGUCGGGAUAUGCGAAAGUAGAUUCCUCAGCGCUUCGGUCGCUAAUUUAUGGUGUUCUUUCUGCAAGAGCACCUGUUUUCAGAGGACAGAUAGGCUGCCAUAGAAAACGCGACAUGAUGACCCGAUGAAAUUCCAAGUGGCGGUACAUUUGGGCUUGUGUACGCGUUCAAUUGUUUGGCCUCGACACACUUUCGCUGCGAAAGAUUGUCCCUCUGGCCUGAAUUCUCCAUUCAUCUAUCGCCAUUUGUUCUCUUCGGCAAUAGUCUCCGCUGCACGCUCUCGCCUUCAUAAAUAGCCAUCGUCCGUCAAAGAUGCCCCCAAAUCCUCACCCUUUGUCUCAUCCCGUGCCGCUUCCUCCGCAUUCGCAUGUCCCACACCCGCCUGGUUAUCAUCAAUUCCAUUAUCAGCUGAAUCAUCUCCCGCCACCGGUCUAUCCACCUGCUCCUGCACCGUUCGAUGUCGACCACCUCGCACACAGGAUAACUCGAUGCCUUGAUGACACGCUCCAUACACACCGUGCGCACAUUGACGCGCGUUUCAAGGCCUUUGAAGCCCGACAAGCUAAAGACAUGGUGGAGCUGCGUAAAGAUCUGGUUGUGCUUCGCGAAGAGCAUCAAGCUCACGUCGGUGAAUUGGCGAAGGCACUGCAACAGUCGCAUGUGAACCAGCUGGGUCGAAUGAAGAGGCUAGAGCAUGUACUAGGGAUGGGGGCAGAGAUAACGCAUGAAAAGACCUUACUGGAAAGAUUUGAUCUGCUUUCUUUUGCACUAGAAGAAAUGUUGGAAAAGAUGAAGGACCCCGAAGCCAACUUACCCUCACCACCCAUUUACCACGACAUUGCCACCAGUCCUGUGAGGACAGCAAUUUUGGAUAACGACAGAGCUUCACGCUCCCAAGGCCCACGCGACUCCCCGAUUGGGAGCACUUCAUUUAAUCUGGAUCAUUCAGGCUCCACCUCGACCCUGGUGGCUUCGAGUUUUGGAGAGAUGCUCCACGACUACUCCCUCAAGAAUGUAGGCCAGGACCAAUCGAUCGAUCCAGAUUCUGUGUCCCUUUCUCGUGCCGAUCCAGUUGUUCCUGUCCACGGUCCGGUUCAUUGGCAACAGGAAGAACGCACCAUCGGUCCGAUUCACAGACAGCAACAUAUCUCUGCGAUUUCUGGUCCACCUGCUUUCCGUCAACUGCAGCCCCUCGACACUUCUCAUGAGUCGGUGAGAGACAGGGAGACUCUCAACGAAGAGAUGUCGGUUGCUCGAAUGACCCAAGUCGACGCAGCCUCCUCGGAAUCGCCGCCCCACCAUAGCCUAUUUAUCCCGUCCUCUGUCACCUCUUCAACGAUGCAGGAAAGGAAACUAUCGUCAGUGCGGACGCCACCACGUUUGGCACUCCCAGAUCACCGGAAGAUUGAAGUUUCGUUUGAUUCACCACUGUCAUCGAUCAGCUCGUUUGCUUCGCCCCCAGCUAUGAACUUCGAAGGAAAAGAGAUGGAAUUGACGGAGCCUGAAUCGUCUGGGACGCGGAGAAGUGUACACAGACAGGCCAGAAAACGUAAGGCAACUGGACAUCCAGAGGAUGCCGAAGUUUCGAAGAAACGAGGUCGUGCUAUCCCUAGAAAGACGGCGGAAAAGGAUGUGAUCUGGCCCUCCAUUACUCCAGCAAAUAAAGUAUUGAAUGAACAUGUCGGGAAGUUCAUUGGAUGUGACCAAGCGCCAUGCGAAAGAUGGUUUCACUAUUCGUGUAUGGGAGUAUCGAGUAAAAAGGACCCUCGUCUGCAUGGGACGUUUGUCUGCCCAUGCUGCAUAGCAGGCGUUGCUCCAAUGCUCGGUGUGGAUGUCAGCAUGGAGGAUAAAUGCGCCCGUCCAGAUUGUCCCAACGACGAGGCUUUCUUCGAACCCGAAGGCAUCUAUGGACGGUGGACGAAGCUUGACACCGUGAACGGGCGUGUGCAUUACUACCUUGUCCGCUGGAAAAAAUAUCCAUGGGCGGCUGCAUCUUGGGAGCCUCAGCCUCUCGAAGAACAGAGGCUUGCUUUUGAAAAUCGUGCCAGGAGAAUGGGAAUCGAUCUGGAUGAUAACACCACCAUAAGGUUCCCUGAGGCCAUCGCUGCCGGCAUCUCAGACCGUAACCUGUGAUUGCAAGAUCUACUGCUUUCUUUGAACGACGUGCCGUGUGUGUUACUUUCGAAUAUCGCUCUCCCUGCAUGUGUCAUUCACAUGCCGCCGCCUCAUGCUUGAUACCAGUAGCCCUACAUACAUACCGCUUAUGCUUAUUUCGAUUGUCCAGAUAAUUCACGUAGUCCGCAAAAUUAAUUGUAAUUUUCCAUGAUAUCAUGGCGUC
This is a messenger RNA of Mycena citricolor, 2455 nucleotides long. NCBI's taxonomy places the organism in Eukaryota, Fungi, Basidiomycota, Agaricomycetes, Agaricales, Mycenaceae. The record is from the annotation of a GenBank genome assembly.